CAGCGAUUAAACAGCACAAGAUAAGACAAUCCAAAAACCCCAUCCGUAUUUACAAUGACAGCCCCAAGAGGACGUCUCCAUGGCAAGAAUGCCAUCGUUACCGGUGCUGCAGGUGGCAUCGGCCUUGAAACCAGCAUUUUAUUUGCCCGCGAAGGCGCCUCUGUCUUGAUGGCUGAUAUCUCCGAGCCGGCUUUGGAAAAGGCCAUCGCCAAAGUCAGAGUAGCGGUCCCCAACGCUCCUAGGUUAGAGACGGUGAAGUGUGACGUAUCCAAGGAGUCGGACGUCCAGGCGAUGGUUGACAGGCUAGACUCAUGGGGAGGGUUGGAUGUCAUUUUCAACAAUGCUGGUAUCAUGCAUGCUGACGAUGCCGACGCUGUCGAUACACCAGAGAAGAUCUGGGACCUAACACAUAACAUCAACGUGAAGGGUGUGUGGUAUGGAUGCAAGCAUGCCGUUCUCAGCCUGAGAAGGAAUAAAAAGACGAAAGGCAGCAUUAUCAACACUGCGAGUGUUGUUGCCUUAGUGGGAAGUGCAACUCCUCAGCUAGCGUAUACUGCAAGCAAAGGCGCUGUUUUGGCCAUGACGAGGGAGUUGGCUAUCGUCCAUGCCCGGGAGGGAUUCAGAUUCAAUGCGCUAUGCCCCGCACCUCUGAACACCCCUCUUCUCCAGGACUGGCUCGGAGAUGACGCACACAAGCGUAUGAGACGGGAGAUCCAUUUCCCCACGGGUCGCUUCGGCGAAGCCGUUGAGCAGGCACAAGCCGUGCUGUUCCUUGCCAGUGACGAGAGCAGUUUCGUCAAUGGUUCCGAUUUUGUGGUCGAUGGUGGUAUGACGAAGGCCUAUGUGACACCAGAGGGGCCCCCAACGGAAGCUCCAAAGAGCCUUGCCUCGUGACCGGCUUAAAGGUGUUUCGGGAAAAUGGGUAGCUAAUUAGAAUGGUCCGUUGCCGCGAAGCCCA
Coccidioides posadasii C735 delta SOWgp is the source of this 958-nucleotide messenger RNA. RefSeq lists its product as uncharacterized. The record is from RefSeq and is a predicted model, not a curated record. NCBI's taxonomy places the organism in Eukaryota, Fungi, Ascomycota, Eurotiomycetes, Onygenales, Onygenaceae. Gene Ontology annotation, molecular function: oxidoreductase activity.